AUGGCUAAGAACAGUAAAAUUUCACUAUUCUUGUGGCUGCUACUUAGAAGUACGCUGAUAGCGUCCCAAGCGAAAUGGAUGCACAAACCUACCAAUUCGGUCACAAUACGACAAAGUGCUCUUGGCCUGUGCGUGAAUCAUGCAAGUGGUAGUUUUGUGGAGCAUCCGACUGAUUGUCGGUUGUUCUAUUUGUGCCAGGAAAACGGGGAUGCCGUGCUGGCCUCGUGUCCAUCGAACAUGUUCUACAACAAGGUGAAUCGAAUUUGUGAUACGUCUGAAAAUGCUAAAUGCAGCAUUGGCAGCGACAUUGGCAGUGGCGGCAUCAGCAAACCGCCACUCGACAGCGACAAUGAGUUGAACAACAUGGUCACGGACGCGGCGACAUAUUGUGCCACAAUAACGCCACUGACGGGGGCCAAUGAUCGCAUCGUGUAUAUUGGCAGCUCGAGCAAAUGUAAUCAUUACUACAUUUGCUAUUAUGGACGGGCUAUACUGCAAGAGUGCAGUCGGGAGUUGCACUGGAAUGCUGUGACAGCCAAAUGUGAUUUACCAGAGCGCGCGCAAUGUACGCUCGAGGAAAAUAGGGCACAUUGCCCGGCCCAUGGACAGCAUCUUUAUCCGCAUAUGCAGCGUUGUGAGUUUUUCAUUUAUUGUGUCAAGGGUCAUGCCACGUUGCAACAGUGCCCGUUUUAUUACUAUUUCGAUAUGAUUACCAUGUCCUGCAAAUGGUCACGCACGGCGAGGUGUGUGCGUGAUUUGAAUUUUCCGCGUUAUUAG
Molecule: messenger RNA, 777 nt
Organism: Drosophila grimshawi
Lineage: Eukaryota; Metazoa; Arthropoda; Insecta; Diptera; Drosophilidae
Product: probable chitinase 10
Cellular component (GO): extracellular region
Molecular function (GO): chitin binding
Source: RefSeq, a predicted model, not a curated record